Messenger RNA from Pomacea canaliculata, 2231 nucleotides. RefSeq lists its product as uncharacterized. The record is from RefSeq and is a predicted model, not a curated record. The coding region runs from base 303 to 1172 and encodes 289 amino acids. The transcript has 6 exons. Lineage: Eukaryota; Metazoa; Mollusca; Gastropoda; Architaenioglossa; Ampullariidae.
CUGCUCACAGUCAUCCAAACAACCUCAUCUGUAAACAACUGUCAUAGUGUGACACGCAGGCAGUCAGGCUUCCACGCUGAGGAUCCUCCCAGACGUUUGUUCUGGAAUCUGGAAACUUCUAGAGACUUCAGACAACAGAGUAACAACAUCUCGUGCAUUCAGGACGGGAGAAAAAACAAACACACAGUCAUCGGAAGUGCAGAUCUUCCUGAAAAGCGAACUUCUACACUCACAGGAAAAAAACAAAACAAAACAGAAAAGCUAAGAAUCGCGUGAUUGUGACUAAAGAAGUGAGAAGAAGGAUGUCAGGUCAAACUAAUCCACUAACCAGUCCCCCCCAGGAGACCUCUAGCAGCCACACAAAGACCCUGGAGACAAGGAGGGGAGCUGACACUCCUCCACGGACACAGACCGAAGGUUGUGAUGACGAGGACGAUUGUGGCAGCAGCAAUAACUAUGACAACAAUGUGGGAAAUGAUGUGAAUACAGCAAACCGAGACACUGCUUCAACUUCUGAACAUGCGAGGUCCUGUGAGGUCUCAGACGUGCACAAAGACUAUAUUGAAAAUAACAGACAUAUAAUAGAGAACAAAUGCAAGAUGUUAUACACAUGUACCAGGGAGCUGUACAAAACUGAAACCCUCAGUCGUAUCUUGGAAGGCGGUGAUAUCCAGCUCCAUAACAUCUGUGGUGUACUGACUCAAUACAAGGACGACCAGAAUGCCACAGAGACUAACAGAUGCGGGCCUGAGGCGAGAAAAUUUUUAAAAAGGGAGCUAGAAGAGGAGCUGAAGAUCAAGAUAGAAAAAUAUAAUGAUGAUUAUGGUCCUGAUGAUGAUGAUGAGCCGACCUGGCAGAACCUUGCUAACUGCCUAAACAAUACGGCGGAUCUAGACAAGCUCUGCAGGUUUCAAAAGGAGCAGAGUCAGUGCCUCUCUGUGGAUAUAGAGUCAAAAACGGAGAAGCUUCUCAACACCAGGCUGAGGACAAUGCACUGCUACUGCGAAGGUUUAUCUCCAGCCAGGUCCUUACCUCUAGUACCGCUGGUUGCCGGGGUCUGCGGCGGGGCGCUGGUGUUGUUGGUCAUCUUCAUCAUUUUCCUCCUCUUGCGACGGCGCAAGCUCAGAGGUGAGUUGUAUAAACACGAUGACAGCCAACAUGUCAACCUGUAAACAUUCCACCUGCAACACCGACACGACCAGCUCUCUAGUCAACCUCGGGUCUCGCUACGACAAACGGCCGCCACGCGCUCCGUGACUACUUUACCUUUGAAAGUGCGAGGCCAAUGUCUUAUCUCUAUUUUGUACGACCUUUGUAUAAACGAAGGAAGACUAACAACCCGACUUCUUUUCAACCCAACGAGUCAGUUCCGCAUGAAUGGAAAACAUAUUCUGCAUCUAUUUUCAUCAUGUAAUGGCUGUUUUGAAAACAAAGAAUUCACCCAUCAUCUCGAAAAAGUUGUACCUUUUGAAGAAACAGCAGCUACAUAUGUGGAGAAUCCCAGAAUAAGACUGCACCUGAGUGUAUACUGUGAACAUCCGGCAUUGGAGACAUCCCUCGCCUCUUAAGGUAAGUAUUCACGUCGCAAAUACAGAGAAUUGAUAGAUUAGGAAAACUUUUUUCACCUCGUGAUGGCCAUUGCAACCACACAAAUUUUUCGAGACUUUCUUAGGACUGGAACAUCAUAAUUGAUUUAUUCUGCCCAGCAUUAUCCAUUAACCCCUAGGACAUAGUAUCCUGUACCUUUGAUAUUUUGAAACGUCAACAACUAAUAUUUUUUCACUUUCUGUCACUUCUAGGUUGAGCCCAGUCUAGAAAGCUCAAGAACGAGAACUAACAGAAAGUCUGAAAUGCGAGAGCAGCAGCAGAAGCAUUGACAACUAAAAGUUGACAAAGACUGUGAUUUCUGUUGAUAACCCUGGAUGUAAGAAGACAUUGAAAAUAAUGGAUUUUAUUUAUUGGGAGUCGCCUACUGCCUAGCUUGUUAUCUUGAAAGUCUUUUUAAAAGCAUGUCUUAUUAUUACCUUUCUCUACAUCAGAAAAUAACGAUGAUUUAAUAUUUUUCAGAAAUGAAAGUCACACGCACUGAAGAGACUGCACAGUACGACGUAGGUGUUGUUGGACACUGGAGCAUUAUAAAAUGUGGACCUCCACUUCCUGCUGGAAUUAGAUGAGAAUGAUUUUUAAGACCAUGCUAAUUAGUAAGCGACUAUGCAUACCUGUGUGUGUGU